AUGACGGCUGGCGUAGGCUAUUACCCUCUCUUUACCAUCUUGGAGCUUGCAAAGGAGCUGGGUGGUGGGAGAGGAAUCCGGAGGUCUGGUCAGGGCUCCAAUUUCCAGAAUAUACAAUGGCACCCUCCCUCCAUGUUUGGCCAUAAACAAUCUACCCGUAGGACCCAGGAGAGACGUCUUCGCCCACCCCCUAACCUGAUCAGUCGCACCCUCCCACACCAACUGCCUGAAAAGCCGCUGUAUCCUAUGAAAGUAAAACAUUGCUAUCCACACAGUUGUACCAGGAGAUCAGAGGAGAAUCUUAUAUCUUCAGAUUAUAAAGCAGAUGAUGAUAUCACACAAGAUACAUAUGAAGAACAUUCCAUUAUCCCAGAUACACCCUCAGCCCUUCACAGCCAAGAUCUGUCAUCUCAUCCUUAUAUACAGGUCCUGUCUUCUCAGUCAUCACAGGAUGUUCAGCAAAAUAAAGGUCACAGAAGGGGUGUUGGACAUCAACAAGCUCAUACAGGAAAGAAACCAUAUUCAUGCUCAGAAUGUGGGAAAUGUUUUACUUUUAAAUCAGGUCUUGUUGUACAUCAGAGAACUCACAAAGGAGAGAAGCCGUUUUCAGGUUCAGGAAGUGGUAAAUGUUUUACUCAGCAAUCAAAUCUUUUUACACAUCAAAUAACUCGCACAGGAGAGAAGCCAUUUUCAAGUUCACAAUGUGGGAAAUGUUUUACUUGCAAAGGAGAUGUUACUCGACAUCAAAGAACUCACACAGGGGAGAAACCAUUUUCAUGUUCACAAUGUGGGAACUGCUUUACUAGGAAAUCAAAUCUUGUUCAACAUCAAAGAACUCACACAGGGGAGAAGCCAUUUUCAUGCUCAGAAUUUGGGAAAUGUUUUACUGGCAAAUCAAAACUUCUUAAACAUCAGAAAGCUCACACAGGAGAGAAUGCAUUUUCAUGCUCAGAAUGUGGGAAACGCUUUACUGACAAAUCACAUCUUGUUCAACAUCAUAGAACUCACACAGGAGAGAAGCCAUUUUCAUGCUCAGAAUGUGGGAAAUGUUUUACUGACAAAUCAAGUCUUGUUAAACAUCAAAGAACUCACACAGGGGAGAAGCCAUUUUCAUGCUCAGAAUGUAGGAAAUGUUUUACUGACAAAUCAAGUCUUGUUAAACAUCAAAGAACUCACACAGGAGAGAAACCAUUUUCAUGUUCAGAAUGUGGGAAAUGUUAUACUGGCAAAUCAAAUCUUCUUAAACAUCAGAAAACUCACAUAGGAGAGAAGCUAUUUUCAUGCUCAGAAUGUGGGAGAUGUUUUACUGAGAAAUCACAUCUUGUUAGACAUCAAAGAACUCGCACGGGGGAGAAGCCAUUUUCAUGUGCAGAAUGUGGGAAAUGUUAUUCCCAAAAAUCAAGUCUUGUUAAACCUCAAAGAACUCACACAGGAGAGAAACCAUUUUCAUGUUCAGAAUGUGGGAAAUGUUAUACCGGCAAAUCAAGUCUUCUUAAACAUCAGAAAACUCACAUAGGAGAGAAGCUAUUUUCAAAUCACAUCUUGUUAAACAUAAAAGAACUCACACAGGAGAGAAGCCAAUUUAGAGCAAUAAAUGAUGCAGAUAAGACAUCUAUAUAUUCACCAUGUACAUAGGAUAUCUGACAUUUAUACAUAUAUCAUAUACUGCAUCUCCAAACUUGUUACCAAUUGUUAAGAAAAGUUUUCUUUUAGAACGUAGUCACCGAUCCAGCGAUGUCAUCACUAUAGUUUACAUGGUAGGAGAAGAGUGUGGUAUAUGGUUGUGAUAUUACAUAGUUACAUAGUUAGUACGGUCAAAAAAAGACAAACGUCCAUCAAGUUCA
This is a messenger RNA of Hyla sarda, 1844 nucleotides long. Its product is annotated as oocyte zinc finger protein XlCOF22-like. Gene Ontology annotation, cellular component: nucleus. The transcript has 4 exons. Gene Ontology annotation, molecular function: DNA-binding transcription activator activity, RNA polymerase II-specific; RNA polymerase II cis-regulatory region sequence-specific DNA binding. Gene Ontology annotation, biological process: regulation of transcription by RNA polymerase II. Bases 1 to 1635 code for a protein of 544 amino acids. The record is from RefSeq and is a predicted model, not a curated record. NCBI's taxonomy places the organism in Eukaryota, Metazoa, Chordata, Amphibia, Anura, Hylidae.